Molecule: messenger RNA, 1087 nt
Organism: Carlito syrichta (Philippine tarsier)
Lineage: Eukaryota; Metazoa; Chordata; Mammalia; Primates; Tarsiidae
Product: zinc finger protein 658-like
Exons: 7
Coding region: 434-850 (138 amino acids)
Biological process (GO): regulation of DNA-templated transcription
Source: RefSeq, a predicted model, not a curated record
CCCGAAAGGAAGAUGUCCGCCUUCCUAGGUCUGCGCGGGAGCGGAGACCGCGCACCUGGGGCCCGAGUCCCAGCCCUUCUGAAAGAAAGCAACUGUGAUAAGAGGCCGGAAAGAGGGAGUCCAUGCCAGGUCCUGUCACUGAGAAUGGCCCGUUUGACAGAAACCUGUUCAAGAGCUUCAGGGCAGAGGCAGAAGAUUCUAGAAAGGCGGAAGUUCUCACCUGAGGCAGUUCUUGGUUCCCUGCGUAGCAUGAGUGAACCUUCACAGGCUUAUAGUCUCCUCGAAGAGCAGCAGAAAAUGAACAUGGCUCAGAUGUCUCCACACUUGGCAUUCAACUUCAAAUGUCUGUGUGACGCCUUGGUUUUUCUUCCCACUUGCAUGUAGCUUCCAGUGACUCUACUGGAUUGUAAUCAAAUCUGACCUUCACCAAAAUAUGUUGCUGAAGGGAUCCGUGUCAUUCGAGGAUGUGACCGUGGAGCUCACCCGGGAGGAGUGGCGGCAGAUGGGCCCUGGGGAGCGGAGCCUAUACAGGGACAUGAUGCUGGAGAAUUACGGCCACCUCGUUGCAGUGGGGUGUUGCAUUACCAAACCCAAGGUUAUCCUCAAGUUGGAGCAAAGAGAAGAACCAUGGUCCCUAGAGGUCAAAUUCCUAAACCAGAAGUACCCAGGAUAUUAUAAAAUUUAUGACAACAUAAAAGAGAUCCAGGAAAAACAAAAGAAGCCUCUGUGUCAAGUAAUAUUCAUUGAUGACAAUGAUAAAACAUUGAGUAAAGAAGAAGAGAAAGCACACCUCAUUCAAUAUCAGAGGACUCAUUCAGGGGAGAAACUUCAGUAUGAAGAAUGUGGGUAAUCCUUUUGUAUAAGUUCACACUCUAUUCAGCAUUCUGGAGCUUAUGUGGGAUUCAAACUUUAUGAAUGUAAUGAAUGUGGGAAAACAUUCUGUCAGAAGUCAAACCUUAGUGAACAUGUGAGAAUUCACACAAAGGAGAAAACUUAUGGUAACAAUGACUGUGGGAAAUCUUACAGGUCGCCCCUUAUAGGACAUCAGAGAACAGAAACAAAGAUGAAACUCGGUGAAGGCAGUGAA